AUGGCAACAAUUUCGGCGCUGACUAGCCGCCGCAACCAGCGGGGUUUACCCGAGACUGGACACCUGCCCAAGACAAGAUCCCGAUUGAGCCUGUCCAGGAUCAAAGCCAAGGCCAAACACCUAGUCCAACGCACCAACAAGAAACACGAGACACCGGAGGUAUCGCGCAUCAGCCGGCCAUGGAUGACUUCAACAACAUUGCCUAUAACGAUCUUGACCAGCACCGAGGAUGGAUAUCCACAAUGGGAGGACGCAAAUCGACAAAACACUUCCCAAUGCCCGCUCUACCGCCUUCCUAACGAGCUUAUGGUGGCCAUUAUGGGCAGACUUGAGUUAGACGAUCUUUAUAUCUUGCACACAACAUCGAGACGCUUCAUGGAGCUUCUUAGCGACCCGCUGUUUGCGGCUUAUCACACCGCAGCCAAGUUUCCGUGGUGGGGAAUCGACGAUAUCUGGAACUACAACAUCCGACGUACCUAUAAAUCGUGGUGCCGAAUACAAAAAUCAUGGUGUUGUGAAUGGCAUUGUGCCAUCUACUUUUCGGCGAGACAAAAGGACCUCUCUGUCCACGACGACACACGUAUAUGUAUUGGGCGCGAAGGUAGCGUGCAGCUCUGCUCCCGCCUAUCGGUGAACUGGGCGGAGCUCGGUUUGCAGCCCUGGGGCCAUGGCAAAGACUUGAGAAGGUGCAAGAUGCACCUGUUCGAUCUGGACCCUUCCCGGCCCGUAACAAUGCAAGAUCUUCGGCGACAUCUCGAGUUACGUCAGGCGCAUCCCAACGAAGGCGGCUUUGCACUUUGUCCGCACUUCUCGUGGGGCGAUGGCAAGCUACUCCACGCAUUCUUGUCUCACGACAUGACGGGGCAAUAG
This is a messenger RNA of Lasiosphaeria miniovina, 870 nucleotides long. RefSeq lists its product as uncharacterized. NCBI's taxonomy places the organism in Eukaryota, Fungi, Ascomycota, Sordariomycetes, Sordariales, Lasiosphaeriaceae. The record is from RefSeq and is a predicted model, not a curated record. The coding region runs from base 1 to 870 and encodes 289 amino acids. Gene Ontology annotation, molecular function: protein binding. The transcript has 4 exons.